This is a messenger RNA of Neodiprion virginianus, 1118 nucleotides long. RefSeq lists its product as uncharacterized. NCBI's taxonomy places the organism in Eukaryota, Metazoa, Arthropoda, Insecta, Hymenoptera, Diprionidae. The transcript is spliced from 2 exons. Bases 20 to 673 code for a protein of 217 amino acids. The record is from RefSeq and is a predicted model, not a curated record.
CUUCGAACGGUCGGCGUUUAUGGGUGCGGCGGUCUCUGAAAAGAAGGACCAACGUCCGUGCUCUGGCUCUCUUUCAGCAUCCAUCGGGAACACGUCGGUCGAAUCCUGCACGGAGAUGCGGACGGACUGGAUGCACCGGCGCAACCUUACGAACUCACGUGCGCUCGAAAAGAAUUCUACACCUGGUUACAAAAAUCAUCGAGAGUUGGUUCGAAGCCGCGUUGCGACGUUUUCCCCGAACGUUUCGAAGAGAUUCGCCAUGGGCAACCGAUCCAUUAGCCGUCACUCGCGGGUCGGGGCAAAAACUUUCAAGGUCCACUGUACCCGGUCUAUCGCCUGGAUGAAAGAGAGACAAUUUAAUUCAACGCCAGGCGAUCGCAGGUGCGUUGGCCUGCCUGUAGCCAGCCAGCCAUCUCUCGCCGCGCACAGAUCUUGGGAGGUAGAUAUUACUCCUCGGAGCGAGGUGAUGACAGAUCCCUGGAUCGAUGAGUGGUUCGCCGGACGUGAUCUGGCUGCGCGAUUACACCUCCUCGUCUCUAAACAGAAUCACUUCUUCCCACAUUCAACUCCGUACCCCGAAGAUAACCGUAUAUUUCUGUCCCUCGACCACCUCCGCCCUUUCUUCUUCGUCCACUGCCUACGUAAACCGACCGACGUGUCUGCGUUAUGUUAAAUACGUAUGGUACGCAACCUGUUUGCCGGGCGUUGUGGUUAUCUCGCCGAAUGUACCCGACAAAUUAAACCUAUUUACUACAGUUUUUAUCUCCCGCAGCUUCUCCGGCUGGCACUUGACGAGCCUCCGAUUUCUCCGGCGUCCCAUCGUCCGCCUCGCCACUCGCGAUCGGAACUCGUCGCUGCCGAUGCGGUCCGGUAGUGCCGAGGAGUUUGUUCCAGAGAUAACGAUGCACUGCCUACAUGAGCGCGAGGAAUCGUCAUGAGAGUAAAAAACACAGAUGAGCGAGGGAGGACAUCCGAGAGAGAAGAACCGCUUGUCGCGUAGCGGACGCGACACUCUCGGGUGCCUUUUCAUCGCCCACGUCUGUAUAUUCCCCGCGAAUUCCCGCAUUUCUCGGCUACUCUCAUCCUCAGCCGUGACUUCUCAGCCACCCUUACGGACC